Messenger RNA from Microthlaspi erraticum, 591 nucleotides. Lineage: Eukaryota; Viridiplantae; Streptophyta; Magnoliopsida; Brassicales; Brassicaceae. The record is from the annotation of a GenBank genome assembly.
AUGCCUGAGGCCAAAUCAAACGAUUUUGUGUUUUUCAAAAUUAAGAAACGAUGUGUCAGUUUGUCCAAUCCGACAACGCACCAGUCAGUUUAUCACUCCUCCGGUACAACCUCCGGUUCUUCAUCAUCAAAGUUUCCGACGUUUCCUCCAAUCCCUACUUUACAUCCGACGACGCCUGGGAAGUCUCCGGCGAGAAAACAUGUUUCCUCUCCAAGAUCUGCUCGAACCGUUGUCUCUCCUGUGAAAUCCCCUGGUGUUGCUCCGGCUAGUUUUCCUGUUUACUCUCCGACCAUUGCGUCUCCAUUGAAAUCCCCUGCUUUUGCUCCGGCCACUUCCCCUGCCUGUAUCCUCCAGGACCAUUGCGUCUCUGUUGAAAUCCCCUGUGUCCUCUUACCCCAUUGCAUCUCCUUCGAAGUCCCCUGUUUUUUCUCCCGCCACUUCUCCGGUGAAAACCCCGGUGUUCCCUCCGACUAUUAUUCCAGUGAAGUCUCUUUCCUCCGCUCCGACGACGAGCCCCACUGCUUCCAUAAAACCGCCCGCAACUGCUCCAGCGAACCAGCCACCGGUCUCACCCGAUUCACCACCAGCUAA